Messenger RNA from Cordyceps militaris CM01, 384 nucleotides. RefSeq lists its product as uncharacterized. Bases 1 to 384 code for a protein of 127 amino acids. The record is from RefSeq and is a predicted model, not a curated record. Lineage: Eukaryota; Fungi; Ascomycota; Sordariomycetes; Hypocreales; Cordycipitaceae. The transcript is spliced from 6 exons.
AUGACCAAGCUCUUGAUGAAGCAGCAAGCACCGAGACAACGACUUGUCAAACUGCAGCACGCUAUCGAUACGAUCGGCAAGGCAGACCGCAAGUGCAUUUGCAUUGCUCAUCACUUGUCGCUUUUUCUUUGGGCUGCCAUUGUGUAUAUAUUUAGGGAGGCGCGCCGCGGGGCUGAGGUUGAUGUGCAGGUUGCGCCGCAUCGACUUCCUCGAACCAACCAACCACCGAGGGUUUCACCCGGGUACGAUGUCACUAUUUUCCACUUUGCCCGUUCUCUGUCGAUCGAGGCGAAGCUGACAAGCUGGGGAUGCUGGGCCGCCAAGGCAAAAGAGGCAAAACGCCUAUCUCCGGCGGCGGCGGCGGCGCGCACGUCCAAGUGGUAG